AUACAGCCACAGCAGUCGUUGCAUAAAGAGUUUCUAAAAGACUUUCAGACUUACCAGAGCUGCAUAGUAGUCUAAUAUAUCACUACAAGAAGUUACUUUGAUUCAAGAUUAUACACUAAUUAAACCCUUGGGAAAAUGCAGGGAAAAACUCUGAUUCUGCUGAUAUUUUCCACCAAUGUUUGUGCAGCUGCACUUCCCAAAAGGAAUAAAGUUCUGUUCCCAUCUGCACAGAGGCUAAAAAGAAAUCUAGAUUCCAACAUUCCUAUUAAUCCUGUGUUCCAGAAGUCAUAUAAGGACGUGGAGCUGCUGUAUGAGUUUCUUCUGGGGGGGCUGAAAAUUGAUGACAAUUUAAAGUGCUCCCUGAAGGAUGAAGAGCUUGCAUCACUGAGAGCAGCAAAGAAGUUUAAUGUUAUUGUCAAUCACAUCAUUCCCAAGGACAUCGCUGAUAUUCGAAAGCUUACUUACAGACUAUCCAAAUACGUUGGACAGCUUAAGUCAGAGGACUUUGAGAGGACGCUGCUGACCUUGGUGUUCACAGCUUAUCAGGCAGUAAAAUUUAAAGGACACCAACAGGACUACUGGGAAGAGUCACUUGUAAAUCUCUUUCAAGCUUUAAGACAAGAUUUGAUGUCUUAAUAAUUCUGAUUUUGGGGGUACUGGAAGAAAGUUAAGCUUAGUGAAGUUUAAUUCUUGAAUAUUUAACUAUCUCACUUCUAGUGAUUUCUCAAUGGUUCCCCUAGUUUCUUUAAGCAUUCCAAAUUAGCUUUUUUUUUGCAGGAUCUGCAUUAAAAUGCAAGCAUUUUCUACCCUUUUCACAAAAAAAGAUGACUAUAUGUAACAUAAUCCUCUCUAAUCCAAAAAUAUAAGUGAUGCUGAAAUGCAAAUAUUUUGAAUAUUGGGCCAUUAAAGUACAAAAAAGAUUGGGAGAUUCAACUAUAAAUGCUUCUUGAUCAAAUAAAACCUGACCAAAACUAUUCAAAGGAAUGAUACAGGGAGGCAUAAGACUUUCAAGCAUUUAACUGCAGGAAACCGAAUCCGCGGAUACAGGGGUUCUACUGUAUACCUGUUAAAGUGUAUCACUCAGCUGCAAUUAGCCCUCAUAGCCAGCUUAUGGGGCACAUAAGUGAAUUUCAAUCUUUUUUUUCCCCCAAUGAAAUCAAAUCAAAUUUAGUCAUUUUAUGCUGGCUCCAAGAAUCAGGAAAGUGGGUUCCUAUUGUAAAAAACUGUCACUUACUUCUUACUGAUAGAGGCUGGUGUGCAAAAUGGAAGUGUUACAUUGGUACAGCAAUGAGUGUUCUUCUGAGAAUUAGGUGGAGGGUGGGAGCUUUAUUCUGCAGUUGACUAUACUGGGGAUGGUUGUCGUGGGAUGGAUAGCGCUGAUAUGGAAUGCCUAAAGGGUUUUCAACUCUAGCACUAGUAUUCUAUCAUUUUAACAAACACAAAGCUAAAAAUUUACUUGUUAGGUGAGCUGGUAAUGAAAUACGUCAGCCGUGAUUAAAAUGGUAGCAGGCAUUUUGCUAAUGGAUCAAUAUGCAUUUCCUGCAAAAAAUAACAUUUGCACUUAAUUAAUCAGAAUAGCAUACUUUUGUUAAAGAUUUAGAAAUAUAGACAGCUGUUCUAUUUAAAAUGCAAUACAAUAUAGAAUAUGAUUGAAAUGAAUGCUUUUCUAUAACUAAAUUGCUAUCGUUGUUUGAAUAUUGCCAGGCGGAGGGUUAUUUUCAGGGCUUGGGAUUGCGAUGUGCUGAAAAUGCAAUCUUACCUUCAACAUCGCAGACUGACUUAGUAGGUGUUCGUUUCUAUGUGCCAGAGUGCAUUAGAAAUGGCGGUGACAGUUUUUCACAAGUGACUCAAAAAUACUAAUUAAGAGGAUUAUUGGGUCGAGGAAUUCAAUGAUACAUCUUGUACGUAUUGAGAUACAUUCUUAGAAAAACUGAAGAAGCCAUAUAUUAUCACAAACUCAGAAAAGGAUAGUAACAUAAAAUUUGCUCCGAUUAUAAUGACUCCAACCCUUGAACUGGAGACUGUGGAAAAUCUGACUGUGUUGCACGUCACUUAAAUUUUCUACUCUAAUAUGAGAAAUACCAUCAUUUAUUUACAGUUGAUGCAUGAAUCACACGUAUGAACCCGUCACACCACCCAUUGGAUCAUUAAAUAUGACUGAUUGUAAUGGCAGGAACAAAGAAAUCGGCUGACCAGGGCAGGAUGUCUGCAUUUUAUUGUUGCACAACAUCUGAAAGCUUUCCUUUUGCGUGUCUGGUCAAAGGUGCAUAUCACAUAGGGAUGGAUGGUAAAACUAUUGAACUAUAGAUAGUAUUUAUUGUAUUCAUUGAAGAAGUAAGCAUUGUUUCUCACUCUUCACUGUGUGCCUUUUCUCUUUUGAAGUCCAUCAGCAUUCCAUUCCCCUAUGAUUUCAUUGGAGGAAAGGGGAGAGUUUGUCCAAUUAAGAGCUGUGAACUUUGCAUCGUGAAAGGUAGAUAAAUCAAUGGCAGGCCAUGAUAGAAAAAAUAUCAUUGUUACCUACUUCUUAAAUAGUUGAAACGCAGAGCUUUCCUUGUACAAGUGAAGUAUCCAAUGAUACUUGGCUAGAUAUCAAAACUGCAGGUACGUUCACCGCCGAAGAUCCUGUUUGCCAGUGAUCUAUUUCAGAGAUCAGUAGCGUCAAAAAAGUCCUUCCACAGAAUCCACUCACAAUGCUGUUAACAGAAAAAAUGUCAUGUUCCCAUUUUGGCAGCAACACUUUGCAUGAAAAAAUAAUUCAACAAUGAGUUAUAAUGGUCACUUAUAUUUUUAAAAUUUCUUUUUAUUAAAUACUUAAGUGUUACUGAGCCUUUAACUUAAGGCUUCAUUCUUAAGGAUUCAUUCAAUAAAUGACCAAUUAAGUCAAACAUA
Chiloscyllium plagiosum (whitespotted bambooshark) is the source of this 2889-nucleotide messenger RNA. RefSeq names its product protein FAM180A-like. The record is from RefSeq and is a predicted model, not a curated record. Lineage: Eukaryota; Metazoa; Chordata; Chondrichthyes; Orectolobiformes; Hemiscylliidae.